This is a messenger RNA of Epinephelus lanceolatus (giant grouper), 2967 nucleotides long. Its product is annotated as nephronectin-like. Lineage: Eukaryota; Metazoa; Chordata; Actinopteri; Perciformes; Serranidae. Gene Ontology annotation, molecular function: calcium ion binding. Gene Ontology annotation, cellular component: membrane. The record is from RefSeq and is a predicted model, not a curated record.
CGUGCGAACGCUACCUGCCAAUCACCGCGUGCACGAGGACACGCUUCUUUCUUUCCCCAUCUAACUUUGGAACGUUGGUGCGCGCGCGACGUUCCUUCGAACGUUUCGCACGUGCUCAGUCAGAGACUUAACGGGUUCUAUAUUUUAAUAAGCGCGUGUUUUAACGCGUCUCAUCUCGUGUCGUUCUUCUACCGUCGCUUUUCUUCUUGUUUUCCCACUUUAACGUUAUUUUGACGUCACACCGGUACCGGCUCCGUGCGGCUCGGUGUAGAUGUGUUUUCAAACUGGAUAUUAGCUUGUUUUCCGUCCCGGGUCGAGCCGGACCGGACCGGACCGGACCACAGUGAGAUAGCUGAUUAACAAAGCGGGCUGAGCUGGAUCCCGGAUCAAAGGAGGAGAUGGUGACCCGGGUCAGCCUGGUUCUGCUGUCCUGGUUCUGUAUGUGGACUCAGGGACACAGAGACUAUGACAGCUGGGUGGACCAGGCCGCGUUGUCCAACGGUCUCUGUCGCUAUGGCAACAGCGUGGAGUGUUGCUGGGGCUGGAGACAGAUGGACUGGGGACGCUGUCAACCUCACUGUCAGCAGGGUUGUAAACAUGGAGAGUGUGUCGCACCAGACAGAUGCAAAUGUCACCCAGGAUACACCGGCAAGGCCUGUAACCAAGACCUGAAUGAGUGCGGUGUGAAGCCUCGGCCCUGUAAGCAUCGCUGCAUGAACACGCUGGGCAGCUACAAGUGUUACUGCAUGGAUGGAUACACGGCGCAGCCGGACGGCAGCUGCAGGAAUGCUCGAACCUGUUACCAUGCCAACUGUCAGUACGGCUGUGAGGUCCUCAAGGGGGCAGUCCGAUGCACCUGUCCGUCUCCAGGGUUACGGCUGGGACCAGACAGACGCACCUGUAUCGACAUCAAUGAGUGUGUGUCAGGCGGAGGUGUGUGUCCUCAUCGCAGGAAGUGCGUGAACACGUUUGGGAGCUUCGUGUGUAAAUGUCACUUCGGCUUCAAACUCACGUACAUCAACGGACGGUACACCUGCAUCGAUAAGGACACUCGGCCGUUCUGUUCUCUGAAUCCUUCCUCUCCCAAGUGCAGGUGUAAAGGCGGCAGCUGUAAAGGUGUCCCCAAAGUGACUCUGCAGCCACAGAGACCGAGAACUACAACUCCCAUCACCACCUCCACAGCUGCUACCCCUCCUCCCCUCACUACUACUACUACUACUACUACUACUACUACAGCUCAGCCAACCACCACGACAAUAGCAACAACCACACCGACAACUUCCACUACUACCACAACAGCUCCACUUCCUCCUACAACCACCACUGCAAGUACAACUACUUCUACCGCUCUGCCUACUACAACUGAACUGGAUACUACAACUCCAACAAUACCUACUACUUCAAAUACACAACCUACUUCUACUACUACACCUGUUACUACUACUACUACUACUCCCACGACUAUUUCAAGUACAACACCUGCUACUUCCACAACUGCUAGUACGACUACUUCUACCCUGGACACUUCAACUGCUGCCGCUACUACUGUUACUACUACCACGCCAACUACAACUGCAACUACUGUUGCAGUGGAGCCAACAACAGCCACCACAGUUGCCACCACCACAUCCCUGGUAAUGACAGUGAACAACAGGAUCAAUAAGGACGUGACACACAGACAGAGAGGAGACGUGCACAUUCCUCGACAUCCCAAUCAUAACCAGGUGUGGGAGUUUGACAUCGAGCUGGGAAAUACUGCUGAGGACGCCAGAGAUGAUCCUGAGGUUGGUGUGCUCCACUGCACCUUUGAUCAUGGAUUGUGUGACUGGAUGUCAGACAGAGAAGGAGAUCUACACUGGGAAGCAGCUCGCAACCCCGCAGGUGGGAAGUACUUGUCCGUUCCAGAGUUGAAAGCGGGACAAAGGAGCAUCCGUGGUGCUAGAUUAGCCAUCCAAAUAGUCCCGCCCUGGAGCCACGGCGACCUAUGUUUCUCCUUCUCCCAUUGGCUGACAGGACAUCAUGUGGGCGUGCUGCAGCUGUUCAUCAGGAAAAAGGGACGAGACCAAAGGUACGGCUCUGCCCUCUGGAGCAGGACAGGUGGACACGGCUGGAGACACACACAGGUGACCUUGACGACACACUAUCUGGACAAGGUGUUGUUGAAGGCCGAGCGGAGGAAAGGACGGCGAGGACAAAUUGCUGUUGAUGAUGUCACUCUGAGACAGGGGGCAUGUCGAUGACAUCAUGGCGGUAUGAGGACACUGAGCAGUCGUUGCACAGUGGACGGUUUUUCAUUUAACACUGAACUUCAAACUGAAUUGAACAUAAAAAUAAUUCAAAGGACUGUCGUGCCGUUUUUUUCCUGUUUAAUAGAAACUAUCUUUAAAAUAAUAAACUGUUUGUCAUGAAUUUCCUGCCUUAUUUGUUGAACCGUCUGUUUCGGAGAUAUAGAAAGACACUUUUGAAUUUUGGUUUUUGUUGUAAUUUGUGUUGAAGUAGCGGGAGCUUAAACUGAAGCCCCGACAGACUGACUAAAUGAACACCAGCAGUUUGUGUGUGUCAUUAUUUCCUCUGGGUUCAAACUGAACACUCGGUCAAACAUUCACUGCAAACUGAACUUUGUUUCUGUGUUAAAUAUUCUCAGAAGAGUUUUACUUUUUAACCUGAACACGAGGUUGGUUUGGUUUGUUUGGUCCUUUUGUUUGUAGUGAGAAGAAUCGAUGCUCAGGGAGUCGACUGGUCUAAAAACAUGGAGACUAAUAAAGCUAGUCACUCUCUGCUCUUAAUUAACUUUUUAAGACUUUUUUACUUGUGUGUAAAUAUCUUAUGAAAAGACCAGAUGAGUCAUAUUGUCAUAAAUCUUAUAUAUGGUCAGUUUAUCAGGUUUUGUAAAUAUAUGUCUUGUGUAUUGACACAUAUCGUUUGUAUUGAUAAAGUUAAUUAAUUUGUGAUAUUUUAAAUAAAGUA